AUGUGGAAGCUUGUAUAUUUCUCCGUCGCUAGCACACAACACUCACCGGGUUUUCAAUUUGUUUUCCUAACAGAUUGUGGACCACCAGGUGCUUUGUGGCAUAUUUUUCUUCCGGAGGAUAUGCCAGCUCUUCGAGAGUUCCUCAUCCAAAUCACAGAAGAGGAAAGCGGAGCACCACUCGAGCCGGGCAGUGAUCCGAUCCACGAUCAGCUGUUCUACUUGGAUCAGCCCCUACUGGAUCGACUGUACGCGUGUAUGGGUGUCCUGCCAUGCACUAUAGUCCAGUUUCGAGGUGACGCGGUAUUCAUUCCGGCCGGAGCGGCUCAUCAGGUCCGAAAUUUGAACAGCUGCAUCAAGGCAGCGGUGGAUUUUGUCUCCCCCGAGCAUCUCCCACAGUGUUUUCAGCUGAUUGAGGAAUUUCGUCGCUUGUCCAGCACACAUCAGAAUCACGAAGACAAACUACAGGUGAAGAACAUGCUGUUCCAUGCGGUGAAAGACGCCUUGUCCGUUCUACUGACCAGUGAUCCACCGCCAGCAGCAGCGCUUCAGCCCGGCAAAUCGCUUCGCCGAAAACUGCCCACCGACGAUGGAGAUGAGGAAGACGAGAGUGGCGAAGAUGACAACGGGGAUGAGGAGGAAGACGAGGAGGGCGAGGAGGAAGAAGAAACAUCAUCCGCCUAUAAUUGUGCCAUGUCGGAUCUGUUUGACGCAGACAGACUUGCUUCCGCGCAGCUAAUCCGACCCAGUCUCCUAAUGAAAUCAGAAGAGCGUGAUGGAACUGAUCACAAACCGGUCCCGAUGAAUACCAGUCCUGUCCGGGCACCAAGCCGCAUUUCCCAUCCUCCUCCACCGCCAGUAUCCGGACUUGAUUGGGUAACCAACCGGACUAAAUCCAUAGGUAGUAGCAGUAGCAACGGUGCCAGUUCCCGUAUAAACAAGACCAGUCGCAGUCGUCUACCGAUCACCGUGACCAGUAGUCGAUCUAGUAAUAGCCCCUCAUCUCAUGUGAAAAGCCCCUCAAGACCGCAUUCAGCCGGUUCAGAUCCGCAUAUGCAAACUCCCUCCCCUCCAUCGAGUGUAUCUGCAGCUGUCCGCUGUAAACCUGCGCCUCCAUCAUCUACAUCCUCGUCCACAUCUACGUCUCGCGCUGGCCUGUACGACUCUCAUUACCUUAUGGAUGCCGGAUUGACGCAUCGGAGUGGGACAGAACAGCGUGAUUUUGUAGUCAGCGGAUCACAACUCGGUUGA
Molecule: messenger RNA, 1248 nt
Organism: Echinostoma caproni
Lineage: Eukaryota; Metazoa; Platyhelminthes; Trematoda; Plagiorchiida; Echinostomatidae
Source: the annotation of a GenBank genome assembly